AUGAAGCAGAAGACAAUACAGCAGGUGGCAGCAGAAGACAGUACAGCAGGUGGCAGCAGAAGACAGUACAGCAGGUGGCAGCAGAAGACAGUGCAGCAGGUGGCAGCAGAAGACAGUGCAGCAGGUGGCAGCAGAAGACAGUACAGCAGGUGGCAGCAGAAGACAGUACAGCAGGUGGCAGGCAGAAGAGCACAGCAGAUGGCAGCAGAAGACAGUACAGCAGAUGCAGCAGAGGCAGCAGACAGUGCAGCAUGGCAGAAGACAGUACAGCAGAGCAGACAGGUGAUGGCAGCAGAAGACAGUACAGCAGGUGGCAGCAGCAGCAGAUGGACAGUACAGCAGAUGGCAGCAGAAGACAGUGACAGCAGGUGGCAGCAGAAGACAGUACAGCAGAUGGCAGCAGCAGCAGCAAGGCAGCACAGCAGCAGCAGAAGACAGUACAGCAGAUGGCAGCAGAAGACAGACAGCAGAUGGCAGCAGAAGACAGCAGGUGGCAGCAGAAGACAGCAGCAGGUGGCAGCAGAAGACAGCACAGCAGGUGCAGAAGACAGUACAGCAGAUGGCAGCAGAAGACAGUACAGCAGUACAGCAGGUGGCAGCAGAAGACAGCACAGCAGAUGGCAGCAGAAGACAGUACAGCAGAUGGCAGCAGAAGACAGUGCAGCAGGUGGCAGCAGAAGACAGUACAGCAGAUGGCAGCAGAAGACAGUGCAGCAAGUGCAGCAGAGCAGAAGACAGACAGAGCAGAUGGCAGCAGAAGACAGUACAGCAGAUGGCAGCAGAAGACAGCAGCAGAUGGACAGCAGCAGAAGCAGCAGAAGUACAGCAGGUGGCAGCAGAAGACACAGCACAGCAGAGUGGCAGCAGAAGACAGUACAGCAGAUGGCAGCAGAAGACAGUACAGCAGAUGGCAGCAGAAGACAGUGCAGCAGAUGGCAGCAGAAGACAGUGCAGCAGAUGGCAGCAGAGACAGAGCAGUGCAGAAGACAGUACAGCAGAUGGCAGCAGAAGAUACAGCAGAUGGCAGCAGAAGACAGUACAGCAAGUGGCAGCAGAAGACAGUACAGCAGAUACAGCAGAUGCAGCAGAAGACAGCACAGCAGGUGGCAGCAGGCAGGUGGCAGAAGACAGUACAGCAGGUGGCAGCAGAAGACAGUACAGCAGAUGGCAGCAGAAGACAGUACAGCAGGUGGCAGCAGAAGACAGUACAGCAGGUGGCAGCAGAAGACAGUACAGCAGGUGGCAGCAGAAGACAGUACAGCAGGUGGCAGCAGAAGCAGGAGAAGGAGAGGGGUGGAUGAAAAGGCUGAUUUAGAUAUGAGAGCCACAGCAGCUGCGACAGAUAACUGA
Messenger RNA from Homarus americanus (American lobster), 1350 nucleotides. RefSeq names its product trichohyalin-like. The record is from RefSeq and is a predicted model, not a curated record. Bases 1 to 1350 code for a protein of 449 amino acids. The transcript has a single exon. Lineage: Eukaryota; Metazoa; Arthropoda; Malacostraca; Decapoda; Nephropidae.